Messenger RNA from Chanos chanos (milkfish), 941 nucleotides. RefSeq names its product dual specificity phosphatase 28 (gene dusp28). Lineage: Eukaryota; Metazoa; Chordata; Actinopteri; Gonorynchiformes; Chanidae. Gene Ontology annotation, cellular component: cytoplasm. The record is from RefSeq and is a predicted model, not a curated record. Gene Ontology annotation, biological process: protein dephosphorylation. Gene Ontology annotation, molecular function: MAP kinase tyrosine/serine/threonine phosphatase activity. The transcript is spliced from 4 exons. Bases 373 to 897 code for a protein of 174 amino acids.
GCCCGCUCGGAAGCACAGCACAAGGUUGAAAAUGCACGCACGCUGGCAUCCAGUCAUGCAAAAUAUGGACAAGGAGAAAGCCAAAAACAAGUCUACAGGAGGACAUUAGGACCCGGGAGAAAGCUUCCUAUUGUGCCUACCCCUUGCAUUAAAUAUAGCUUGCUGAAUGAGGUCUUGAGAACUCCAGUGAAGAGACCUCCACAUAGUUGUUCCUCUCAGAACUUGUUUGUGUUUUUAUGUAUGGCUAUGUGUGUAAAUCACACAAGUCUGAAUGUUUAUGUGCAGGACACAGUGGGUGUGUGUGUAAGUGAAUGGGUGGGUCAAAUAAGUAGCGUGCCUCUUUGACACACACACACGUACACAAAGUGAGGGAUGCUUCAGCUGUGCAAGGUAACAGACUGUCUGCUGAUAAGCAAUGCCCGCUCAGCCUGCAGUGAUGAACUCAUCCAGAAGGAGGCAGUCACGCUCUGCAUCAAUGUGUCCAAACAGCAGCCCUUCCCCUCCACCCGCGUUGGCACCUUCAGAGUGCCUGUCUAUGAUGACCCCAAUGAGGACCUUUACAAAUACUUCGACCGUUGCGCAGAUGCCAUCGCAAGUGAAGCAGACCGGGGUGGCCGCAGCGUUGUGUACUGUAAGAAUGGUCGCAGUCGCUCGGCAACCAUUUGUGUGGCAUAUCUGAUGAAAUACCAGGGUCUUUCCUUAACAGAGGCCUUUCAGACUGUAAAAAAUGCCAGGUCAGUGGUGGAGCCAAACCCAGGAUUUUGGGCCCAGUUGGAGAGAUAUGAAGAGGAGCUGAGGAGCAGGAGACCAACACAGAAACAUAAAUGCAAGCUGUUCCUCCACCUUUCUCUAGAGGAGCUGUUUCCACAAAGAAGACAACCAAGCCAUAAAUCAUAGUAGUCCUUAAAUAAUUAUAUGUAAUUAUGUUAUGUCUUGGGAAA